This is a messenger RNA of Pogona vitticeps (central bearded dragon), 1965 nucleotides long. The record is from RefSeq and is a predicted model, not a curated record. Lineage: Eukaryota; Metazoa; Chordata; Lepidosauria; Squamata; Agamidae.
UUGAGAGUAAUGUUACCAGUGCCGAGAGAGUGAGGAGGCUGCGUAUCGAUCCCGCUCACAGCCAUUGCAGUGCAUUGGACUACAUACGAGAUCCAGGCAGCUUUGGGCGGCCAGGGCGAGUGUGUUUUUUUGUGACUUGUGUGAACUGAGAUUCUUGAGUGCAGUAGAGUGUGACACAAGAUUUCUAUUAUAUCUUUCAGAAUCAAAAAUGGGCAAAGGUGAUCCUAAAAAGCCAAGAGGUAAAAUGUCCUCAUAUGCCUACUUUGUGCAAACCUGCCGGGAAGAACACAAGAAGAAGCAUCCAGAUGCAUCUGUGAACUUUUCAGAGUUCUCAAAAAAAUGUUCAGAAAGGUGGAAGACUAUGUCUGCUAAGGAAAAAGGAAAGUUUGAAGAGAUGGCACGGGCUGACAAGGUUCGUUAUGAAAGAGAAAUGAAAAAUUACAUACCACCCAAAGGAGAGUCAAAAAAGAAGUUCAAGGACCCAAAUGCACCAAAGAGGCCUCCUUCAGCAUUUUUCUUGUUCUGCUCUGAAUAUCGUCCAAAAAUCAAAGGAGAAAGUCCUGGUCUUUCUAUUGGAGAUGUUGCAAAGAAACUUGGAGAGAUGUGGAAUAAUACUUCUGCAGAUGAUAAGCAGCCUUUUGAAAAAAAGGCUGCUAAACUGAAAGAGAAAUACGAAAAGGAUAUUGCUGCAUAUAGGGCUAAGGGGAAGCCUGAAGUAGCCAAAAAAGUAGCCCCAAAGCCAGAGAAAAGUAAGAAAAAGGAGGAGGAAGAUGAUGACGAGGAUGAGGACGAGGAAGAAGAAGAAGAAGAUGAGGAAGAGGAAGAUGAGGAAGAUGAUGAUGAUGAUGAAUAAACCUCCUUUUAGAUUAUUAUUUUUCUUGUCUAUAAAUGCAUCUAACCCCCCUGUACACAACUCACUCCUUUUAAAGAGAAAAAAAGCAUAAGGCUGUGUAAGAUUUGUUUUUAAACUGUACAGUGUCUUUAUUUUCUUGUAUAGUAAAUGCACUACCAAAUGUGUCUUUUGGUAGCCCUGUUCUUUAGUGGUAUCUCAGUGGCCACUAACCUUGCCUAGUACAGUGUGGGGGUUGUAAAUUGGCAUGGAAGUUCAAAGCAGGUUUCCUGUUGGUGCACAGCACAAAUUAGUUAUACAUGGCUGGUGUAGUUCAUUAUUCAUCUUCAGUUGUCUGCAUCAUAAAAAUAAUAGUUCUGUUUAACUAAAUACCACUCUGUAAUUGCAAAAAAAGUGUAGCUGAUUGUUUCUGAGUAAAUGCAUUUUUUAAAAACUUAGUAUUGUUGUCCCUUUAAUAGGUGCCCUGUAAAGUUAAUAUUUUCCUUCUUUUUUUCCUGGAAAGCUCAUCUUUUAUGCUAUGCCCUUUUGAUAUCACGUCAGAAUUACAGUUCAUUUAAUAAGGAGGUACAAUAACUUUUCAUCUGUAUGCCCUACACAAUCAUGAUAGGGUAGGAAGUAAAUAUAGAUAGGCAUAUGCAGUGCAGGUUUUUCUCAUGUAACAGGUUAUAAUUUCUUUUUUAAAACCCUAAAUACCUGUUCUUAACCAAUCUGUAUUUGCUCAGGUUUUUUUCUCCACAGUAUUCCAUAGAGUUGUAUACAUUUACCAGUUUUGGAGGGAGGACUGAUAUAGAAUUUGAUUUGAUGACAUGGAAUAAUUCUGGGGAGGAUGGAUGGGAUAACUUCAAACAGAUGUCCUUGGAGGACCACUUAAAGGGUGUAUUCUCAUUCUGAUUUGUCACGAAUUUGUAUGUGUGACUUCAUUGACUGGUAAUGAGAAUUGUAUUCACAAAUGCCUGAAUACAAAGGUGACUGUAAGCCUACCUAAGCAGGUAAUGAUAAAUGCUAAAUUACUGUAAUCCUUUAAGGAUACCAUGUCAAAUGAUACUUGCAGCUUUUAUACCAUGGACUUUCCUGGCAGUGUGAUUGGCAUGAAAAUAUUUUACUUUGCUAAUGUU